This is a messenger RNA of Stomoxys calcitrans (stable fly), 1605 nucleotides long. RefSeq names its product homeobox protein Hox-D3. The coding region runs from base 634 to 1605 and encodes 323 amino acids. NCBI's taxonomy places the organism in Eukaryota, Metazoa, Arthropoda, Insecta, Diptera, Muscidae. Gene Ontology annotation, biological process: regulation of transcription by RNA polymerase II. Gene Ontology annotation, cellular component: nucleus. The record is from RefSeq and is a predicted model, not a curated record. The transcript has a single exon. Gene Ontology annotation, molecular function: DNA-binding transcription factor activity, RNA polymerase II-specific; RNA polymerase II cis-regulatory region sequence-specific DNA binding.
UCAAGCAAUCUACUUUGAACAAGCAUCAGUCUUUUAAUUUUACUAAUUACAAUCGACAUCGAAAUGUCUGAUACCUGCAUUCAAAGGACUUGUCUUAAGGGCGGAGCAUAACAUUUAAGCUUGCAAUUUGAAAUCAUUAACACAAGACAAGAAAUAUGUCGUGUGGUGGUGGCAAAGGCAAACUAUUUGUCUAAUUUGUCAGAGGCUAGAGGGCCUUUGAAUAGAAAAUGAGAUGCACACACACACACGCACAGCCAAAAUCAAAUUCAUAGAACAUUGACAAUGGUGACUGGCUGAAGGUCUGCUGCUGAAUGGAAGGAUGAAUGGAUGCAACAACAACCCUCAAAUUAUAAUUUGUUGUGGUAGGAAGUUGGAAGGCAUUGUCCUGACUAACUAUGGCAGCCACAAAAACAACAAAAACCUUCCUAGGCUAUGAGUAUUCCAAGGGUAGUUUUAUCUUUUUCUUGCUUUGCUAAGGGUGGUGGGCUAUAUAAGGAGAGAUCUUGAAGGCUGAGAGCAUCAGUUCACCCCAAACAGUGAUCGCUACAACAUCUCUUGUAUUUAAAGCCAUUUAAAAAAAAAAACAAUUUUUUUAUUUCGCGAAAUUGUUUGACCAACAUCAACGCUAAAAAAAUGUCUCGCUCAUUUCUAAUGGAUUCUCUACUCAGUGAUUCAAUGCCUCUGAAAAAGGAUACUUUGGGUUCACCCACAGCUUCAAGUCCAGUGGCAACUGCGUCACAUGCUGCCGCGGCAGCUGCAGCAGCAGCAGCCAUUUUGCCCCAAAUCCCGAUGUUGCCCUAUCCAGCCAGUUAUGUGGGAAGCUAUCUAUUUUCCUUGGGUAUACAACAACAACAGCAGCAGCAACAACAAGCAGCGGCGGCAGCAGCAGCAGCCUUGCAACAACAAUCUUAUCACCCAUAUGCAUCAAUCUUGGCCCAGAAACGUAAAGCAGCCAUCUCCUUUGACUCAUAUGGGCCCAUAUCCGCCACCACAGUAUUGCCUUCAACUGCCACAAUACCCUAUGGUACCAUUUUGCCUUUGGGUGGAGAUAAUGUUUAUUGUACCUCACCAUCAGCCUCCUCGUCCACCUCCACCAUGGAUUAUCCUUCGAAUGAUGAGCUGCAACAACAAACAAAACGCUAUCGCCAUGAUUCCUCGUGCUCACCUUCCAGUUCACCUUUGAAGUCCAUUGCCAGCCAUCCCAUUAGAGCCGAAAGCAAUUCCUCACAUUCUCAAUCUUCCUCGGCAGGUUCAUCUUCAGUGGAUGUAACCCCAGUAGUCUCAGAUUAUGCCGAUUCCAGCAAACGCAUACGCACUGCUUUCUCAAGUACCCAACUUUUAGAAUUGGAGCGUGAAUUUUCCAUGAAUCCUUAUUUGUCACGUCUAAGACGCAUUGAAAUUGCCAAUCGCUUGCGUCUUUCGGAGAAACAAGUCAAAAUUUGGUUUCAAAAUCGUCGCGUUAAGCAAAAGAAGGGUUCAGAAUCACCCACCUUUAAUAUGUCGGGUAAUACCCCAUGCAGUCCAUCCCAGUCUCCUACACAACAAAGUGAAGAUUCACCAACAAAGUCUUCCGGUAAAUAUAUCUCUGUCAAAAAGGAACAUUAA